Molecule: messenger RNA, 1581 nt
Organism: Aphanomyces astaci
Lineage: Eukaryota; Oomycota; Saprolegniomycetes; Saprolegniales; Verrucalvaceae
Product: AGC/PDK1 protein kinase
Exons: 10
Biological process (GO): peptidyl-serine phosphorylation; intracellular signal transduction
Molecular function (GO): ATP binding; protein serine/threonine kinase activity
Source: RefSeq, a predicted model, not a curated record
GAUGGGUACAUUAUUGCCACCUCUGCCGCACCGAUCGCCGCUCAGUAACCUUCUUUCGACCUGCCUGCCUAUGGUGUCCGCGACGACUCCUUCCCGCACCGCGUCCUCGUCGACACCCAACUCGUCGUCUUCAUCGUCGGCACCAAACUCGUCAUCUUCAUCGUCGCAAGCGCGGGCUGCCAUGACACCCGGCGACUUUGUGUUUGGGUCCGUGCUCGGCCAAGGUUCGUUUGCGAAGGUGUACCACGCGCAAUUCAAGAAGACCAAGGCCAACUUUGCCGUGAAAGUGAUGGACCAGGAGUUUAUCAAGAAGCACAAGAAGGUGCCGUUUGUCGUGAUGGAGCGGCAGGUCAUGUCCAAGCUGUCCCAUCCAAACAUUGUCAAGUUUUACUGCAGCUUCAAGGACGACGAGAGCUUGUACAUGGUCAUGGAGCUGUGUCGCGGUGGAGAGUUGCUGUCGCAUAUUUGCAAGGAGCGCGAUGCCGCCAAGGCCCAAGGCGCAGUGGAUACGGCAUGCAGCGUUGCUGUGGUUCAGUUUUACAUGGCGCAAUUGAUUGUGGCCCUGCGGUACAUCCACAGCAACCACAUCAUCCACCGAGACCUCAAGCCCGACAACAUUCUCUUCACGGAACAUGGGCACUUGAAAGUGACCGAUUUUGGCACGGCCACGAUUGCCGACUCGAACGAGCACGCGACCAACUUUUGCGGCACGGCCGAGUACUUGUCCCCCGAAGUGCUCAACGACUUGCCUGCGUGCGAGGGCAGCGACCUGUGGGCCGUGGGGUGCAUCCUUUUCCAGAUGCUGACCGGUCGUCCGCCAUUUCGAGGCGAAAACGACUUUUUGACGUUCCAGCAAAUCCUCUCGCACGACAGCGACGCCAUGGAGUUCCCGGCGCACGUCCCCGAGGCGGCGCGGGACCUCAUCCGGCGGCUGCUGGUGCUGGACCUCGAUGCCCGCCUCACCGAUUACGACACCAUCCAGGCGCAUCCGUUCUUUGAAGGCGUCGACUGGACCGGCAUUUCCACCGCCACCCCCCCCGUCGUGCCCGACAAGACUCACCUUCCGACACCCACCAUGGAUGGCGCGUCCCCCAACUGGAGUCUUGCGAACGUCCUCAACGACGUGUUUGGAGCGACGCCGUUGCUCGCCGACGACCCCCGCCACCAUCCCAUUCACCACGAUCAGCCGCAGAGAGACCCUAGUCCUCCAACGUCUGCGAGGAGACACUCGACCACUACAUCGUCUAGUUCGAUUUUAGAGAACAACGAGGGCAUUCUGCUGCAGGCCGACGUCAAGCUGCACGGGUCGCUCUUCACCAAGAAGGCGCGGGGACUCAUGUUCACAACCCACGGCCGCCUCAUCGUGUCGGACGCCAAGAACCAGCCGCCCCAAGUGUUCCAGUGGGGCACCAACGCCAUCCACAUCGUACCCAAGAACACGUCGACCUUUGACAUUCGAUACACGUCGGGGUCGUUCCGCAUCACAGAUACCGUCCAUGGAGCCCAAGCGUGGUGUCGACUGCUGAAUGCGUUCAAACCAUAACAUACAGUAAUACUCAAGUUGGGGAUGUUGUGAUGAUA